Messenger RNA from Westerdykella ornata, 555 nucleotides. Its product is annotated as peptide methionine sulfoxide reductase msrB/msrA. The transcript is spliced from 3 exons. Lineage: Eukaryota; Fungi; Ascomycota; Dothideomycetes; Pleosporales; Sporormiaceae. Gene Ontology annotation, molecular function: peptide-methionine (S)-S-oxide reductase activity. The record is from RefSeq and is a predicted model, not a curated record. The coding region runs from base 1 to 555 and encodes 184 amino acids.
AUGUCUAUACCCGAGGGAGCUCAGAAAGCGACCGUGGCCGCCGGCUGCUUCUGGGGCGUCGAACACAUGUACAGGAAGCAAUUCGCAAACAACGGAUUGAUCGAUGCGCGCGUGGGAUAUAUCGGGGGCGACGCAACCAACCCUAGCUACCGAGCAGUGUGCAGCGGGCGAACAGGACACGCCGAAGCCCUCCAAGUUGUCUACGACCCCGAAAAGGUCUCAUACCGAACACUGCUCGAAUUCUUCUACAAGAUGCACGACCCGACAACCCCGAAUUCACAAGGUCCAGACGUCGGACCGCAAUACAGGAGCGCCAUAUUCUUCCAUACUCCAGAGCAGGAACAGAUUGCAAAGGACGUCACAGACAAGGUGAACAAGCAGUGGUGGAAGGGCAAGGUCGUCACAGAGAUUGUCCCCGCGGGCCAGUGGUGGGAUGCCGAGGCGUAUCACCAGCUCUACCUGGACAAGAACCCCAUGGGAUACGAAUGCCCUUCGCAUUUCCUACGCAAGUUCCCACCUCUUCAAGAUGACUCUCGCCCAGAGUCCCAAUUGUAG